CCGACUGCUGCCACUUCGCACUGGAAGUAAUCCAUGGACGACGGCCAUGCCAACAACACACCAUCAUCAUCGCAACGCCCCCCACUUUCCUUGAUCGCCAACGCUGCUGCCUCGGCGCUGCCCGCUCCCGUUGUUCCCAUUCAUCAUCACCACCAUCACCAGUACCAUCGUUCAUCAUCUCUCGAAGCCGGGUCCCACGAAUUGCAAUCAUUGAGCAGUCAGCAUCGCCCAGAAGCUUCAUCUUCCAGACUCCUCUCCCAGGACGACGACGACUACGCCGAAUAUCACUCUUCCGAUUCUGACGCUCACUCUCCAUCGAUGCCCUCGCGAAAAUCCAAAUCACCCAACCCACGCAGCGGGUCUCUCCGCCAUAAGUCCAGCGAUUCGUCCUCGCUCAACGGUAAAACCACAAACACCGACAUGAACGGCGGGCAAUUCCUCGAACGCCGCAAGAAUGCCCAUCUCGAACCCCUAUCCUACGCCGACGAUGACGACGACAGCGCGUCCGCCCGCGACCGAUUGAUGGGGCGGAGCAACUUCUCCCUCGACGAUAACCCACAUGAGAAAGCAGAUGGAUCACAAGGGGGAGAGAGCAAAGGCUUCUUCGAGCUUCCCAUGCAAGACCGUCGAAAUUUCCUUCUCCUCGUCCUGUUAUACUUCCUGCAAGGCAUUCCAAUGGGUCUCGCCGGUGGCAGCAUACCCUUCCUACUCAAGUCACACUUGAGCUACAGCCAAAUCGGAGUCUACUCUCUCGCUUCCUAUCCAUACAGCUUAAAACUGCUCUGGUCACCCAUUGUCGAUGCCAUCUGGUCCGCGCGAGUGGGAAGGAGAAAAAGUUGGAUUUUGCCUAUACAAACGCUCUCUGGCUUCGGCAUGCUGUAUCUGGGGAGUACUGCGACACAGAUGAUGGAAAGCGCGGGAGCAGAUGGCGGGGCCGGAAUUUGGGGCUUCACGGGUUGGUGGUUCAGUCUGGUGUUCAUGUGCGCAACACAGGAUAUUGCUGUGGACGGAUGGGCAUUGACACUGCUAUCGCAAUCCAAUUUGAGCUACGCGAGUACGGCGCAAACAGUUGGAUUGACAGGAGGACAAUUCUUGAGCUACACGGUUUUCCUGGCAUUGAACUCGCCCGAUUUCGCGAAUAAAUGGUUCCGUUCGCAGUCUCUGGACGUUGGAUUGAUCACACUGGACGGAUACCUAACAUUCUUUGGAUGGUUCUAUCUGCUCGUCACGUUGGGCCUUGCAGUCUUGAAGACGGAAGAACGAACAAAAGAGAAUGAGAGCGUCUGGGGCGUGUACAAGACAAUGGGAGGCAUUAUGAAGUUGAAGAACAUCCAGACCUUCAUCAUCAUUCACUUGAUCGCCAAGAUCGGCUUUCAGGCCAACGACGCUGUCACGAACCUCAAAUUGAUCGAUAAGGGGUUCAGCCAAGAAGACCUGGCUCUCGUCGUUCUCAUCGAUUUUCCCUUUGAAAUGGGACUGGGGUACUAUGCCGGCAAAUGGUCAGAACAAUACCAGCCCGUACGUGUCUGGUGUUGGGCCUUCGUAGGGCGGCUGGUUGCAGCAGUCUUUGCGCAGUUGACUGUCAUGUUUUUCCCGACCGGCGGGAUGACAACUUCCUAUCUGCUGGUCAUUAUUGUCGAGCACGUCUUUUCAACGUUCAUGUCCACGGUAAUGUUCGUGGCAAUUUCAGCUUUCCAUGCCAAGAUCAGUGAUCCAGCCAUUGGAGGGACUUACAUGACCUUAUUGGCGACUGUUUCCAACCUCGGCGGGACAUUCCCUCGCUUCUUCAUCCUUAAAGCCGUCGAUGCUUUCACUCAAGCUACUUGCAUACCUUCCACUGGUAAACAUCCCGGAGAACUCAAAGGCGAGCUUAUUACACAGUCCUUCAGCUGCGUGGCUGAGGCAGAAAAGCAUCGUUGUAUAGAUGGAGGCGGAGUAUGCCAAAUUGGGCGCGACGGGUACUAUAUUGUAAACAUUCUGUGUGUCCUAUUCGGAAUCAUUACGUUCUGGGGCUACAUCAAGCCGCGAGCGCUUGGGUUACAGGCGUUGCCCAUGAGGGCUUGGAGGUUGGCAGGAUGAUACGAAUGCAUGUAGAAUUGUUACGUGUAUAUUAGUAGAUGAGAAGAUGAGAACAAGUUGUAUACUACGUGACUUGGACACCUUUUUGUUCGUUUUGAGACGUACUGAGCGCUGUUCG
Cercospora beticola is the source of this 2197-nucleotide messenger RNA. RefSeq lists its product as uncharacterized. The record is from RefSeq and is a predicted model, not a curated record. Gene Ontology annotation, molecular function: acetyl-CoA transmembrane transporter activity. Gene Ontology annotation, cellular component: membrane. NCBI's taxonomy places the organism in Eukaryota, Fungi, Ascomycota, Dothideomycetes, Mycosphaerellales, Mycosphaerellaceae.